Messenger RNA from Colletotrichum phormii, 1346 nucleotides. Its product is annotated as maltose permease. The record is from RefSeq and is a predicted model, not a curated record. Gene Ontology annotation, biological process: transmembrane transport; carbohydrate transport. The transcript is spliced from 7 exons. Gene Ontology annotation, molecular function: carbohydrate:proton symporter activity. The coding region runs from base 9 to 1346 and encodes 445 amino acids. NCBI's taxonomy places the organism in Eukaryota, Fungi, Ascomycota, Sordariomycetes, Glomerellales, Glomerellaceae. Gene Ontology annotation, cellular component: membrane.
CAAGCACAAUGGCAGUGGUUCCAGAAAAGCCAGCAGGCUUCGCUGAGCUGUCCAAGAACAAGAGAGUAUUAGCGUGGUGCCUUCUCAUCUUCAUUCUACCUAUCAACUUCGGGUACGAACUUGCACUCGUCGGCAACAUCCUCGCUAUUCCUGCCUCCCUCGAUCGCUUCGGAACGACCACGACCUCCGGCAUCAAGGAGAUUCCGACCCAAGACCAGCAAAUACUCAAUGCCUCUACUACCGUCGGCAUCGUGCUAGCAGCAUAUUGCACCGGAUUCAUCUCGGACAUCAUCGGCCGCCGCAUGGUUGUCAUCUGCGGUUGUGUUCUUUGCAUUACCGGCAUCAUCGUUCAAGGUUUCUCGAACUCGAUUUUGAAGCUAUUUGGCGGCAAGCUUAUCAGCACCGUUGGGUACGGGUUGGGCCACGCACUGGGUCCCGUAUACGUCGCCGAGAUUGCACCGGACGCUUUACGCGGAGGCUCUGACAGUCUCAUUCUCAUCAACACCAUGAUUGUUAUUGGGCAGUGGUCUUGCGCUCUCGUCGGCUACGGCGGGUCUUUCAUCAAGAACGCGAAGAAGCCGGGAAGUCACUACGGGAAAUUCAAUGGCCCGAGACACAACGUGGAAGAGACCUUGGCAAUUAUGGAAGCAACACUUGAAAAGGAGAAGGCAUUAAGCAAAGGUGGCGCCUCGUACUUCGACUGUUUUCGGGGCACCAAUUUGCGCAGGACCACAAUUGUUUGCAUGGUGUAUUUGACACAACAAUUUGCUGGUGCUCAGCUGGUUGUGGGCUACCUCUCAUAUUUCUUCACUAUUGCUGGAGUGGGUAACCCUAUCGGUAUUGCCCAGGUUUGCUACAGUAUCCAGCUACUUGGCAACAUCUUGAUCGGUGGCCUGGGUGUUCCCAAAACUAACCAGAGCGCUCUUACUGCCAUGGUUGCACUCAUGGCUCUUUGGGGAUUCAUUUUCCAACUUUCGAUCGGUGCUAGCGGAUAUGCCGUCGGUGGUGAGACUGAAUCCCCUCGUCUUCGUCAAAAGACGUACUUCAUCAACGUGAUGAGCAACACAGCGGCGGCAUGUCUUGUCACGCAGCUCAUGCCGUUCUUGAUCAACCCCAGCAACGCCAAUCUCGGAGGCAAGGUUGCUUUCGUUUUCUUUGGACCAUCGCUGCUGUGUUCUAUCUACCUCUACUUCUGCUUCCCAGAGAUGAAGGGCCGCAGUUAUUUGGAGCUGGAGAACAUGUUUCAGAAGCGUUUGCCAACUCGAGCAUUCAAGAACUACCAUUCCGAGAUCGAGACUGUCGAGGUGGAUGAUGGGGAGAACGUUGCGGUGGUCCUGAAGGAUUAA